Messenger RNA from Miscanthus lutarioriparius, 243 nucleotides. Lineage: Eukaryota; Viridiplantae; Streptophyta; Magnoliopsida; Poales; Poaceae. The record is from the annotation of a GenBank genome assembly.
AUGACAGCCUUUAUCACCAUACUAGACGAUAUAAUUGCUACCUACAGUACAACAGAGGAGGGCAAGCUGCUUGCCAAAGCGAUAGACAGGUGCAGUCAAGACGUGACUGAAGUACUUCCAGACUACAUGAAGGACUUCUACCAGUUUUUAUUGAAGACAUUUGAUUCUUGUGAGGACGAGCUAGGACCAGACAAAAAAUAUCGGGUUUUUUAUCUCAAAGAUCAAAGAAAUGGCAAGUAUUGA